AUGCCCCUUGCGGAGAAACUCCAAGCAGCUCUCGAUAAUGCUGUAGCGGACGGUGUGGCCCCUGGUUUUCAGCUCGUGGUCUUCGAUAGCGAUUCUAUCCUUUUUGAUGGCGUAUCGGGGCUAGCCGUCGCCCCCUCCGAAAAGACCCCGGGCGGCGAAAGAUACAAGCCAGAGCAUGUCGGCUGGUUAGCCAGCUGCGCGAAACUGACUGUGUCUAUCAUCGUCCUGCACAUCUUGGAGCGCGGUCUCACAAAGCAUGGAUUCAGUCUACGUCACCUAGACGAUCCCGAAGCGCUGGCUCAAGUACUGCCGGAAUUCCGGCCGUCUUCUGGCCACCUUGUCACCAAGAUAAUUGAAGGUUUCGACGGUAUUGGUCCUGACAAGAAGAAGGUCAUGAAACUACGAGACCAGAAAGGCCGAAUUACCCUGCGAAUGCUGCUCACGCACACGGCCGGUGCAGCGUAUUGGUGGAGCCAUCCCCUGAUCGCUGAGCUUUAUCAUCCGAGCGAUGGCAGUGUUCCCCAUAAAGGCUUCUCGUAUCUGACUGGCAAUGUAUCGGACUUCGACAUACCGGCUGUCACCGAGCCCGGACAUACGUUCAUGUAUGGACAUUCUACCGAUUGGCUCGGACAGUUCGCGGUGCGCUCCACCGGCAGGAACCUGCGACAGCUGUUCCAUGAUAUUUUAUUCCAUCCCCUUUCCGUUAAGUCCUCGGAACUUGAUCUUCACGUUUCACCGGCCAUCGCGCCACAUCUCAGGCCUAUCCACGUCCGGAACGGCAAGACAGAUGUCCGUAACCCUGCGGCGCGUUUUGAUUUGGCAAAUGCCAUGAUAUAUCAUACCGAUGGUCAUCCCCCGGCAGGAAAGGCGCAUUUUGCUGGCGGAUGCUUGUUUGGCAAUGCACGAGGAUACGCUAAAAUCCUCCAGGCCGUGCUUCGGAAGGAUUCCAAGCUUCUCAGCAGGGGGACGUGGGACAUGGCCUUCGCUGAUGACUUCGCUAAGCGAGGAAUCAAAAUGCCAAGGCCGUUGUACAAGACGUCCUCGCCAUUCUUCUCUUCCGACGUGCCAGAGUUUGCGAAAACAACGGCAAGGAGAGAUGGGGAAGGCAUGAAUCUCCUGACUUGCGUCGUCGCAAAGGCGCCGACGAAAUCAGGGCGACCGGCUGGGUCUUUCGGCUGGGCGGGGCUGACGAAUAGUUUCUACUUCAUAGAUCCGGUGAACGGGGUUGGCUCGAUUGUAAACAUGCAGCUGUUCCCCUUCUUCGACCCGCAGUGCGUGGAGACGCGGGACCGGCUGGAGAAGAUAAUUUACGACAAUUUGGGUCAUCUGGGUAAACGCAGGUGA
Gloeophyllum trabeum ATCC 11539 is the source of this 1344-nucleotide messenger RNA. Its product is annotated as beta-lactamase/transpeptidase-like protein. The record is from RefSeq and is a predicted model, not a curated record. The transcript has 5 exons. Lineage: Eukaryota; Fungi; Basidiomycota; Agaricomycetes; Gloeophyllales; Gloeophyllaceae. Bases 1 to 1344 code for a protein of 447 amino acids.